Rubroshorea leprosula is the source of this 896-nucleotide messenger RNA. Lineage: Eukaryota; Viridiplantae; Streptophyta; Magnoliopsida; Malvales; Dipterocarpaceae. The record is from the annotation of a GenBank genome assembly.
CCUUGACAAAGCCUCUGGCUCAGGCUUCCAGUCCAAGAAUCAAUAUCUCUUUGGCAAGUUUGAUAUGCAGCUCAAACUUGUCCCCGGCAACUCUGCUGGCACGGUCACCACCUUCUAUAUGAAGUCACCAGGAUCUACAUGGGAUGAGAUUGAUUUCGAGUUCUUGGGAAAUUUGAGUGGGGAUCCUUACAUUCUUCACACUAAUGUAUUCAGUCAAGGAAAGGGUAACAGAGAACAGCAAUUUUAUCUCUGGUUCGACCCAACUGCUGAUUUUCACACAUAUUCCAUCCUCUGGAAUCCCCAACGCAUUAUCUUUUCUGUGGAUGGCACACCCAUCAGAGAAUUCAAGAACAUGGAAUCAAAAGGUGUUACUUUCCCCAAGAGCCAACCCAUGAGACUCUACUCCAGCUUGUGGAAUGCUGAUGAUUGGGCUACAAGGGGCGGCUUGGUCAAGACAGAUUGGAGCCAAGCUCCCUUCACUGCUUCUUACAGGAACUUCAAUGCUGAUGGUUGUGUUUGGUCCAAUGGAGCAUCUUCUUGCACUUCCACUUCUCCAUCUCUGGCCUCGGGCAAAAAUGGAUGGUUUUCUCAAGAGUUGGAUUCCACCGCUCAGCAGAAGCUGCAGUGGGUGCAAAACAACUACAUGAUCUACAAUUACUGUACUGAUUUCAAGAGAUUUCCACAGGGUCUACCUGCCGAAUGCAACACGUCCUAGACAGAACAAUAUUAGUUAUUUAGGCCAAAAUUUUUUGAUUCUUUAUGGGUAUUGAUUCUUAUGUAAAAAUUUGAUUAUGGUAUCCUUUGAGUUUUGUCUACUUUGAUGUGAAAAAUCUAAAUUCAAUGGAAUUUGUUUAGGUCCACGAACUCUGAUCUCAAAAGAAACCUUCUCUACCUUU